CAACAAUAUAAUGUAAUUACUAUAGGAUGACAACCCAACUCCAACGAACUGUCUGUUUACUUGGUCUUCUAUUAAAGUCAUAAGGUUUACUUGAUGGUCUUUUCUGAGAACAGGUAGAUGGACUGGUAUCAUCCGGUACCUGCAUGAAGAGUAUCUGUAUAUCAAAUUGUUUCGUUAUCCAUGACAGGUUGCUGGGCUCACCGCUCUUGCUGAUGUCCAUGUUCGCGCGGCGCUGGCUUUUCGGUGACGUCGGAUGUGUCUUUUACGCGUUCUGGAUGACCUUGCUCGGCGUGACGACCAUCUCACUAUUCACCGGUAGCAUCGUCGUUAUCGAAAUAAUCUUGAAAUGCAUCUACGCCAACCUUGUUUAUAAAAGUUCUAUCAAUAUUGCAGUUAUCUCCAUAUGCCGAUACAUCAUCGUGUGCCAGUCGCAGUUCAAAUCCCGUCUAACGCCCGCUUUGUGCAACCUUGUCGGUGUUGGUUGCUUCCUGCAUGGGCUGGUGUGGGCGGUCGUGCCGCUCACUGGGAUCGGUCACACGGGGUAUGUGUACGAGCCGGCUGGUCUGUCGUGCACGCCCGACUGGGACCCGCCAAACAUUGGCUACAUUUCCGGCCUGUUCACAGCCUCAUUCGUCCUUCCUGUCUCAAUAGCCUCAUUCUCCUUUGUACAGAUAAAACGAAAGGCCCGUCGUAACCGGCUGCGCCCCCCGGUUUCAAGCCGGUACAUUCAAAUGGAGCAGGACCUCACCGUUCUCUGCGUCGUCACCAUGGCAAUGUUCCUGUUCUCCUGGACACCAUAUGCAGUAAUAGCGUACCUCCAUACUCUGGGAAUUGCUAGCGGAAUUGUCACCCCUGAACUCUCGCUUGUCCCCCUUGUCUGUGCAAAGACAGCGGGAUUUUGGAAUCCGGUGAUUUUUAGUCUGAAGAACAAGCCAGUGAAAGAAUACAUUGGGACCAAUAUAUCAGAUGCUUUAUCAAGAUUGAGGUCUGCCUUGCGGUGUGGGCGCAAGAACUUCGUUGGUAUACGGCAUUCGAGAGGCAGGAAGCCCGAUGUUAAUAUCCGGAAAAAUCCCGAGGACCGUUUCAGAACGACACGGGUCGAAGAAGCCGGGUUAAGGCUCGUCGAAGAGUCGAACGUCUAA
Messenger RNA from Mya arenaria, 1142 nucleotides. RefSeq names its product rhodopsin, G0-coupled-like. Gene Ontology annotation, biological process: G protein-coupled receptor signaling pathway. Gene Ontology annotation, cellular component: membrane. NCBI's taxonomy places the organism in Eukaryota, Metazoa, Mollusca, Bivalvia, Myida, Myidae. The transcript is spliced from 4 exons. Bases 144 to 1142 code for a protein of 332 amino acids. Gene Ontology annotation, molecular function: G protein-coupled receptor activity. The record is from RefSeq and is a predicted model, not a curated record.